AAUCGAUCCCUUGUUUGCUCUUAAUUGCCUUUUGCUGCCCGCCACAUCCAUCCUUUCUGUUCGAUCCGAAGGUUCGAACAACGAUCACGAUGGAGUCGCAGCACGAGCCAAAGCACCAUGCCGAUCCCCUCGUGGAGGUCAACUCACACUCCAAGUCGGAAAACCCGUCAUCGGUGACUGCGCCCAUCAACGCCUCCGGCCACAAGCAGGAGCUGGAGCGGAACUUUGGCUUCAUCAACAUCUGUGGCUUGGCCCUGACCAGUGGGAACACCUGGAUUGCUUUGGGUGGAAGUAUCGUCACAGCCAUCUAUGAUGGAGGUCCGCCCGGUGUGAUCUAUGAGAUGAUCGCAGCCUCAGUCUUCUACUGGUUCAUCGCCGCAUCACUGGCCGAGCUGGCCUCGUCCAUGCCGUCAUCCGGUGGAGUCUACCACUGGGCUACCAUUACCGCUGGAAAAUACGGUCGAGUUUGUGGUUUCUUCGCUGGCUGGUGGAACUUCCUGGCCUGGAUCUUUGGCGCUGCCUCGACCACCCAGAUUCUCGCCACGCAGGUCGUAUCCGCAUACGCCUUGUUCCACCCCGAAUAUGUCAUCGCGCGUUGGCAUGUGUUUAUCGCCUACCUGAUCUGCUCCAUAGGCUGCUGUCUUGUGGUCGCAUUCGCCAACCGCGCCCUGCCCAUGAUCGAGUCGGUGGGCGGAUUCUUGGUUGUCGGCGGCUUCCUCGUCACUGUUAUUGUCUGCGCCGUGAUGCCUUAUGUAAACGGACAGCCGUAUGCCUCCAACGACUUCGUUUGGAGCGACUGGCUGAACGAGUCCGGCUAUAGCAGUAACGGGUUUGUCUUCUGUCUGGGUAUGCUUAACGGUGCCUUCGCGGUCGGCACACCGGAUGUCAUUUCCCAUUUGGCCGAAGAGGUGCCCAACCCGGGUAAAACCAUCCCUCUGGGCAUGCUGGCCCAGUAUGUCAUGGGAUUCUUCACCGCGCUGCUUUACUGCAUCGUCAUCUUCUAUGGCAUCACCGACCUCACUGCCGUUCUCGACGCUCCCUACCUCUUCCCUCUCACCGAGAUCUACGUCCAAAUCACCGGCAGCCGCGGCGGGUCUCUCGGCUUGAUCAUCGUCUCCAUGCUUCCAUUGUUCGUCGCCAUCAUCGGUUGCUACCUGACGUCCAGCCGUGUCCUCUGGACUCUGGCCCGUGACGGUGCCACGCCCUUCAGCCGCUGCCUUGGUCAGGUAAACCACACCUUCAAGAACCCGCUGAACUCCGUCCUCGUCUGCGGUCUGAUUCCUAUUGUCCUUGGCUGCAUCUAUGUCGGUAACUCGAGUGCCUUCAGUGCUUUCGUCAGCUCAUUUGCCGUUUUGACCACUAUCUCUUACCUUGCCGCCAUCCUCCCCCAUCUGCUCAGCGGCCGCAAGGGCAUCCCCCGCGGCUGGUUUUGGAUGAGCGGAAUCACAGGGUACAUUGUCAACAUUGUGACAUGUCUGUACAUUGUGGUAUUCAUUGUGAUCUUCUGUUUCCCCUUCUCGAUGCCCAUCGAUGCGGAAACGAUGAACUACACCGCUCUGAUCACGGGUGGCUUCACCAUUUUCAUCGCGAUUUUCUGGUUCAUUCGUCAGGGCAGCUACACGGGUCCCAAGGCCGUGUCGCAGGAGAACGAAGAGUUGGCGAUGGAUGCGAUCUAAUUUGUUUCUGACAAAGGGGAUCUGUGCGGUAUAUGGUGGUGGAUACAAAUAUUAUAUU
This is a messenger RNA of Aspergillus heteromorphus CBS 117.55, 1734 nucleotides long. RefSeq names its product choline transporter. The transcript is spliced from 4 exons. Gene Ontology annotation, biological process: amino acid transport; transmembrane transport. The record is from RefSeq and is a predicted model, not a curated record. Gene Ontology annotation, cellular component: membrane. Lineage: Eukaryota; Fungi; Ascomycota; Eurotiomycetes; Eurotiales; Aspergillaceae. Bases 90 to 1676 code for a protein of 528 amino acids. Gene Ontology annotation, molecular function: transmembrane transporter activity.